This is a messenger RNA of Meloidogyne enterolobii, 1236 nucleotides long. NCBI's taxonomy places the organism in Eukaryota, Metazoa, Nematoda, Chromadorea, Rhabditida, Meloidogynidae. The record is from the annotation of a GenBank genome assembly.
AUGUCAGAAUUAUAUAAUCAACAAAUCAAAACUUUUGAAGAAAAAAUUGCAAAAAAUAAUUUUGAGAAUUUAAAAGAAAUAUAUUCUAUUCAAGAAAAACUUUUGGAAAAAAUUGAAGAAAAGAAUAAUGAAGGAGUAGAUAAUAAAAAAUUAAAAGAAAUUAAAGAAAAAAUUAAAUUAUUAAAUAAAGAAAGUGUUGAUAAAUUUAAUGAAAUUAAACAAGUUAUUUUAGAUCAGUCAGAAACUACUUUAAAUAAAUUUUCUGUCAAACAAAAAUUAAUUGAAGAAUUAAAAGAAAAAUUAGCUUCAAAUGAAAAUAAUGUAGAUUCUGUUCAAGAAUUAAUUGGGGAACAUUCUGAUAAAUUGAAGUUUUUACAAACACAAGUUGAUGUUCUCCAAAAUCAUCGAGAUUUGUUUGGGCGUGUAGAUGAAGUUGAACGUUCAGUUUUUGAUAUUAAUGAUAAACUUACCGAUUUGUCAAAUGAUUUAAUUCAAUUAAAAAAAGAGAAUUGGAAUCGAAUGAGUUAUAUUAAUUUUGGGAAUAGAUGGGGAUAUGUAGCAGAUACAUUUGCAGCUACACAAAAAGUACCUAUAAAUAAUAAUUUAUUUACAAAUGAAUUGGGUACUGUUAAAAUUAGUGGAGAUCAACAUGUUGAAUAUAUUCCAUCAGAAAAAGCAAAAAGUAUAAAUAACAUGAUUAGAGUUUAUGGCCAAUUUAAAUUUAAUAAAGAAGCAGCAGAACCAACAUGCAAUUCUCUCUUUUAUUUUGAAGUUAAAUUUAAUAUUGUUAAAAAACAAUCAGAGAAAGUAGAUAUGGCAUCAAUUGGAGUAGAUAGUAUAAACGGAAUUGUUACUUUUGUUUCUUCAAUGAUGCCUGAUAAUUGUCCAAAAUGUGUUUAUAUUUGUUGUUCUAAAUAUGGAAAAAUUCGUUUUCCUGAAGAAACUUGGAAGGAUGGGGAUGUUUGUGGAUGUGGGGUUGUCCUUCCCCCUAAGAGUUUUUCUGAUAAAAAACCUUAUAUUUUCUUUACAAAAAAUGGAAAAUUAUUUGGGAAAGCUGUUGCUUUAGAAAAUAUAGCAGAUUUAUUCCGUCCAUUUAUUGGUGUACAUUCAUGUACUGUUGAUGGUAAUUUUGGGGAAGAUUUGGAGAAAAAGCCUUUUUUGUAUGAUACUACUAAACAUGUUACUCCGACAAUUUUUAAAGUAAAAGAAUUUGAUUUGGUUGCUAAAUAUGCAUAA